This is a messenger RNA of Loa loa (African eye worm), 1902 nucleotides long. RefSeq names its product extensin. The transcript is spliced from 9 exons. The record is from RefSeq and is a predicted model, not a curated record. The coding region runs from base 19 to 1824 and encodes 601 amino acids. Lineage: Eukaryota; Metazoa; Nematoda; Chromadorea; Rhabditida; Onchocercidae.
AGGCUUCAAUUCUUUGCUAUGGUGGCAGCACCAUUCUGCCGAUGUCGAGUACUUUAUAUCGGUAGUGCUGUACCAACAAUAACCAAAGAUGGACUACAAGGAAUUCAACAACCUUUACGUGAACGUUAUCCAAUCGGUGGUAAUGCUGAUACAAAAGGGAUUGAUUCCUGGUUAUCAGUAUGGUCUAAUGGUUUGUUAUUAGAAUACAUUGAUGGUGAUAAAAGAACUGAAACGGCUUUUCAUCCAAUUAAUUCCCUACACUAUUGUGCAGCAGUACGAUAUGUAAAUGUAACCGGAUAUGCGAUUGAAGGAGGUGGAGAACGAUUUCUUCCUUUAGAUUCACCAUUUGCAAAUGGUGAGGAUAAUCAACAUCCACCAAUUUUUGCUGCUAUUUUUAGGAGGACAACUGGAAUUAAGGUGCUAGAAUGUCACGCAUUUAUAUGUACAAAUGCAAAAGCGGCAAAUGCUCUCGUACGUUGCUGCUUCCAUGCGUACGCUGAAUCAAUGUAUAUUAAGUUAGAUGAACGAUUACCCACUUUAAAAUCUAUUAAGGAAGCUAGUAGAAGUGCUAGUCCACCAAGUGAACCACUUCCAAGUGAAAUCGAAGAAAUAACGGCAAUCGAAGAUGACAAAGAUUUGGAGCAACAACGAUGGGCUGAACGAGCAAUCGGUAAAGAAGCCUGGGAAAGGCGGCAACAAUCAGGUGAAUAUGAUUCGGCAAGUAUAUCUUCAUCCAUUGCUAAUCGUUUUCGAAACAAAAAGCAAGGUCGUGAUCGAACAAAUGGUGUUCAAGCUUUGAUACCCUAUGCAAAUGGCAUAGAUUCAUUUUCACAACGGGCGGGUAGUGACAUUGGUAUGGUAUGUGGUGAUGGCGGUAGUGAAACACCAUGUCCUGGCAUGUAUCCAGGCAUGUUACCGCCACACUUUCGUGGCGGAUCAUUGCCAUUAUCGCACAUGAUCCCAGCACAUCCACUAAUACGGCCACCAUUAUUUGUGCCAUUUCCGCCACCACCGCCACCACCACCGCAUUUACUACCACCAAUGCAUCGUCUUAUGCCAAUGAUGGGAGCGCCACCUCCACCAAAUUUUGGAAUGCCACCACAUUUACCGCCUGGUAUCUAUCCUCUCCCGCCUCCACAUUUCGGUUUACUACCGCCACGAUUCAUGGCUCCAUAUGGGCCAAUACCAUCGCCAAUAGGACGGCCACGAACACCACCUGACGGACCAAUUAUUACUGGUCCUGAAUCAGUCUAUGGUACGCUACCAAGGAGACUGGCUUAUGAAGAGCCAAUUUAUAUGCCCGGAAAUGCACCCUAUAUGCCGCCACAAGCGAGCUAUCAACCGGGAAAUUACCUAACGGAUCAAUACGACACUUAUUAUGAUUCGUUGAAAAGGCAACGCAGCCAACAUCACAACAACAAGGGAUCAGCUGGCGCUGAAUCUCAGACGAGUUCGAGGCGUGUGGCGGCUACAUCAGAAAACGACGGAUCAUCGCAAUUUUGGGAUUCAUACGAAGCUAGUAUAUAUCGGAAGCCACACUUAAAUGAGAAGGCAUUCUCAGCAACCGCACGUUCAAUGUCAACAGCAACAACUAUUGUAACAGCUACCAAUCAUAAUCAUCCUAGUACAAGUACCACUAAUCAUCAUUUGAAUACAACCACAGGAAUGGGAAUUGGUACAAUUGAUAUUGUAGCAAGGCCUGAAACACCACCUGCUGAUUAUGAUACUGCAUUUAAUGAAAUGCAUAUCAGUGAUAAUACCGCUAACAGUAAACAACAGCAACAACAACAACAACAGCAGCGUCCCACUGCUGUCAUUUAUUAAAUAAUUGUUUAACUGAAUGUGGACUAUGUAAAUUUUUCGAAAUAUUAAAGAAAGUUUUUUUUUUCUUUGAAUCCAAAA